GAGUGAGUACGUGGCGAGAAAACGGCGCAGAGUAGACAGCAUCGACGAGAAGCUGAAGCAAAGAUUUUUUAAUAACUACUCAUCGCAACAUCGACGAUCUUAUCAUCAUUUCGAUCUUUAAUCUCUUUUCUGCCGGCUGAGCAGCUGGCCGAAACCUGUCGUUUUUGUUUUUCGACGCGUCGUUAGGCCCGAGCGGCUACUGCCAACAUGGCUUUUUAAAAGGCACUAUGCGGUAACUGCAAUGGCAAUGCAUCGGGGGAAAAACUUGCGCUCCAGCGUCCUCGCAACUGCCAAGCAGUUGGGCUCCAAUACCCCUCGCGGUAUACCAUCGAGCCAACCGGUACCGCUGCUGCUGGACCGGAGGAAGCUAACGUUAGUCACCAGCUAGUUGAGCGCAAGGCCCCAGAGCGAUUCCAUCCAUACGUCGUCUUUUUUUGUAAAAGUCGUGUGAAACAAGCAACAUGAAGCCUCAAGACAUCCUGGCAGCCAAGAGCUGCAGCGGCAGCAGCCUGUGGAUCUUCGGCUACGGCUCGCUGGUGUGGAAGCCUGACUUCAAGUACAAGCGGAGCAAAGUGGGCUACAUUCGAGGCUACAAGAGACGGUUCUGGCACGGAGAUAACUUCCACCGCGGCAACGACGAGUUGCCCGCAAGAGUGGUGACGUUGAUUCCAGAUGAUGACGCGAGCACAUGGGGUGUGGCCUUCGAAGUGAGCGGCACCCAAGUGGAGGAGGCCCUUGAGUACCUGAACGUACGCGAGGGAGUCCGCGGUGGCUACGUCAGCGAGAUUGUGACCUUCCAUCCAGAGGAGGGUGGCCCGUCUGUACCGGCUCUGCUGUACAUCGCCACCGCCGACAACCCCCUGUACCUGGGGCCCGCCGCCCCCGAGGAGAUCGGCGCCCGGAUCGCAAUGUGCGAGGGUCGCACGGGUCACAACCUGGAGUACCUGCUACGGCUGGCCGCCUUCAUGCGGACCAGCUGCCCGAAAGUGGAUGACCAGCACCUGUUUGCAGUGGAGGCUGCGGCGCUGGCCAUGGUCUCCUACAUGUUGGAAAUCCAGUAGCUCAUGCAUACACAACUAAGACCUGUCUACUAGUCUGUUUCAUCAAUAAGCAUCAUUGCACUGUAACACUGAACCUUAUGUUUUUUUUAAAAAUACAGUUUUGUUUAUGCAUUACUGGUCAUGUUCAGGCAUUUCAACAAAUGGUAUCAUUGUGGAAAUAAAAUCUUGAAAAAAGCUA
Molecule: messenger RNA, 1239 nt
Organism: Syngnathus acus (greater pipefish)
Lineage: Eukaryota; Metazoa; Chordata; Actinopteri; Syngnathiformes; Syngnathidae
Gene: chac1
Product: ChaC, cation transport regulator homolog 1 (E. coli)
Exons: 3
Coding region: 462-1061 (199 amino acids)
Biological process (GO): glutathione catabolic process
Cellular component (GO): cytoplasm
Molecular function (GO): gamma-glutamylcyclotransferase activity; glutathione specific gamma-glutamylcyclotransferase activity
Source: RefSeq, a predicted model, not a curated record